Messenger RNA from Labeo rohita (rohu), 6925 nucleotides. RefSeq names its product ring finger and CCCH-type domains 1b (gene rc3h1b). The record is from RefSeq and is a predicted model, not a curated record. Lineage: Eukaryota; Metazoa; Chordata; Actinopteri; Cypriniformes; Cyprinidae. Bases 552 to 3878 code for a protein of 1108 amino acids. Gene Ontology annotation, molecular function: metal ion binding. The transcript has 19 exons.
GGUCAGGUUCAGCGGUUGCUGUGUUACAUAAUCGCGGGAUCUCUUGUGGUUUAGCCCGAACAGAUAUCCCGUAAGAUCGCAUAUUUCGCCUUCAUCAUGCGUCUUACGAUCAUUUCACCGCACACAUUAGGAAUUGUGCAAAAAUGUCUUUUGUAGUCUGUUUAGCUCAUUAUCUAUACUCGAAAUCCUUGUAAGAAAUUAAGACGGUGUAUUUGCUAUUAGCGUAUUGAUAGAGACAGGAGCCAGUGAGUAUUGUGUUAGCUCGAUAGCUAAUGGAGAUCGACAGCGGAGAACAAUAUGAAACUUCACCAUUUUGGUUUAUUUUCGGUUUCAGGUUUCACACCAUGUGAUGAUCACCCGGGACGUGUGAACUUAUUUAAGAACUCCUGUGUUCAGAAGAUUUUUUGAUUCCAGUGGAAUCUUUCUUUUUUUUUUUCCCCCAUCUAUUAUUCCCUUUUUGUUAAAUGACACGCCCAAUCACGCAUACACCCGCACACACACCCAAGACAACCCCCCCAACUCUUGUUUACAUGUAGAACAACCUUGCUACGAUGCCUGUACAAGCUCCACAAUGGACAGAGUUUUUACUGUGCCCCAUAUGCACCCAGACGUUCGAGGAGACUGUGCGCCGGCCCAUCAGUCUGGGUUGUGGCCACACUGUUUGCAAGAUGUGCCUCAACAAGUUGCACCGCAAGGCUUGUCCUUUUGACCAGACGGCCAUCAACACUGACAUCGAACAGCUGCCCGUCAACUCGGCCCUGCUACAGCUGGUCGGGGGUCAGGUGCCCAAACAGCAACCUGUGGCACUCAUUACGUGUCCAGAGGACACCAAGCAUUAUGAUGAGGCACGGCAGUGUGUUGAGGAGCUGGCCCUCUACCUCAAACCCCUCAGCAGUGCACGAGGAGUGGGGUUGAGUAAUGCUGCUCAGAGCAUGCUGAGCCGCCCCAUGCAGAGGAAGCUGGUGACUCUGGUGCACUGUCAGCUUGUAGAAGAGGAAGGUCGGGUCAGGGCCAUGCGAGCGGCCCGUUCUCUGGGCGAAAGAACUGUUACUGAGCUCAUUCUGCAGCACCAAAACCCCCAGCAGCUCUCCUCCAACCUGUGGGCUGCUGUCAGAGCCAGAGGCUGCCAAUUCCUGGGCCCAGCCAUGCAGGAGGAGGCACUAAAACUGGUGCUGCUGGCCUUGGAAGACGGAUCUGCUCUUUCCAGGAAGGUUCUGGUCCUCUUUGUGGUCCAGAGACUGGAACCAAGAUUUCCUCAGGCCUCCAAAACCAGUAUUGGACAUGUAGUUCAGCUCCUCUACCGUGCCUCCUGCUUUAAGGUGACAAAGCGGGAUGAGGAUUCAUCACUAAUGCAGUUGAAAGAGGAGUUCCGCACAUAUGAGGCACUUCGGCGGGAACAUGAUUCUCAGAUUGUUCAAAUCGCAAUGGAGGGAGGGCUCCGCAUCGCCCCCGAUCAGUGGUCUUCUCUGCUGUAUGGAGACCAGUCUCACAAGUCCCACAUGCAGUCCAUCAUUGAUAAGUUGCAGACCCCAGCGUCGUUUGCUCAGAGUGUGCAGGAGCUGACCAUCGCACUGCAGAGGACAGGUGACCCUGCCAAUCUCAACAGGCUGAGACCUCACCUAGAACUGCUCGCUAACAUUGACCCCAGUCCAGAUGCUCCUCCUCCAACCUGGGAGCAGCUGGAGAAGGGACUGGUGGCGGUAAAGACGGUAGUGCACGGCCUGGUGGACUUCAUUCAGAAUCACAGCAAGAAGGGUGCCGACACGCAGCAGCCACCCCAGCACAGCAAAUACAAGACGUACAUGUGCAGAGACAUGAAGCAGAAAGGAGGCUGUCCCAGAGGAGCUAGCUGCACCUUCGCCCAUUCACAGGAGGAGCUGGAAAAGUAUCGUAAAAUGAACAAACGUCUUGCUGCACGAGUGCCUUGCACUCCUGGCCUGCUGCCUGAUGAGGUGGUCCCGCUAGAGCCUGGGCGAAAGGGCUCUGCCCUUACCAACGGAGGCCCUCUUCCCCAGCUCAUCCCCAGAGGCACAGACCAUUCCACAUAUGACCUCUUACUCAAGCCCAAGAUGGAUGCCACUAGCCUGAGUGCUCCUGGGUCGCCACCCGACUCUUUGGAUAAAUCUAGCUUGGCCCUGACACCCCACCCUGUGCCUCACCCCAGGGCGGAUCACUUACCCAUGCCCAAGCAGGUGCCAGUCGUGCCCAGAGGUGCACCACAGAUGUAUCCACAACAGCAGCCCGAGCUCUUCUAUCCAGAGCCAGCCAGACCUCCUCCCUCAGGAUCUCAGUAUGAUGUUCAGUACCCGACAGGCAACCCCUACCCAUACCAGCCUCCACAGUAUGUCCCGCCCCGCUACAUCCGUAAUCCGCCUCCCCCGGGCGAGUCUGCAGUACCACCUUACUCAGAGCCCUACCCAGGUUACGGCCCAGAUCGCCAAUAUCCGAGCCACCACUCUGGCCCCCCUUUCUCAGCCCACACAUAUGCACCGCCCUCCCAUUAUAGUCGCAGACACGGACAUUAUCCUGCACCCCCACCUCCAUUUGCCCCGCCCAGAGACGACUUGGUUAGGAUGAGCCCGGUUCCUUUGGAUGUUCCCCCAGCCGCUAUGCCUCCACCUCCAGGAGGGGCUGCAGGUUCUCUGUACCACCCCCAGGAAGCAUCAUCCAGAGACAGAUACCCACCGGACGGGUACUAUCAUGCUGGACCGCACCCCAGCCAAAUGAGGUCCCACAUAGGACAGGACCCGUAUAAUCGCUCUCAGCCCAGUCUGGAUGACUUGCAUCGCAGACGCAAAGAGUUGCUUGUCCAGCUAGAGGAGAGAAAAGUCAUCUCUCCUCCCCCCUUUGCUGCUUCCCCGACUCUUCCUACACACCCGUUCCCCAACGACUACCCUCGGGAGUAUUUGGAGGACGGCUCUAAAGCCUUUGGAAGUCGGGAGCCGGACUAUGCUGGGCAGUAUUCCCCCUGGUCAUGUGACACCAUAGGAUCAUACAUUGGCUCCAAGGAUGCUAAACCAAAAGAUGUCAGUAGUGCUGUGGAGAUGAUGAAUGCGGAGGGGAAAGUUCUCCGUGAACCUCCACUGGACACCCAGCGGCGCUCUGCGGAAGCCAAAGACGACGAUCCCAUCAUUCCCUUUGGUCCUCUGCCCACAGUGUCUCCUUUUGGUGCCAUUUCACGUACCUCUAAAACGGGUUACCAGACCACUGGGCCUGUACAGGCCAUAGCAUCCUCACAGGCCUCGGGCUCCAAACACAUGACCAUGACAGCAGACUAUCCGUAUGGAAACCACAGUGGAUGGGGUGGAGCGUCAUACCCUCAGCACCAGAGCAUCAACUCUCAGGGACACUUCAGCGAGCGUCUGCCCGUGUCUGCCCCUGACCGUGAGCAGCUCAAGAUUGAGCUCCAGCAAGUCAACCAACAGAUCAGUCAGCAGACCCGUGGCAUGGAGGCUGCCAGUAACUCUAUGCUCCUGCAGAGGGAGGCGUGUGCGCUGGCAUCUCAGCCUGCGGCUGGAGUGAAGUGGUCUUCAGGUGGCGCGGUGUCCAGUGAGCAGCUCAGCCUGGAGCUUGAUCACGUAGAGCUGGAGAUCAAAAAGAGAACCCGAGAAAUCGCCAUGGAGAAUCAGGUGGCCCAUGAAUAUAAGCUGAAGGCCACUGAGAAUGGGCAGCCUGACCGUAAAGCCCAGUUGGAGGAACUCUCUUUAGCAUUGGGUGAGGUGUCUAAUGGAUCCAGUGGCAUGAAGCCAGCCAGUAGUAUGGGUGGAUCUAUGCUCUCGCUGACCAAUAAGACGUCGUCUCUCACCCUCUGCUCUGCUGACCAAGCAGCGAGUAGCUCAGACCUUCAAAAGAAUGGUGUUGUUCACUCUUGCUCUUAAGAGUGUAUUCGCACACACACGCACGCACACACACACACAUACAUAUAUAUACACAGACAACCUCUCCAGAGGUCAAUAUUCCUUCUCGGAGGGCUUUGAAAUUAAUCUCUUGAGUAAUUCGAUCAGUUUCAGGAGAUGCAAGAUGUGUUUUUAAUAUUCAGACGGAGCUGAUAAUGAGGGACACGCAUUCACACAUACACACAUACACACCUGCAUGCUGCUACAUGCAUGCACCGACACAAACUUCUCUGUUGUUUUUUAUUUAGAAAAAUGAGCAGUAUCUGCCGUGAUAUAAAUUUUCUUUCUUUUUGUUCUGUGAAUGAGCUUUUUGUUUUAAUGACUUCUCAUCGCCUGGAAACCAGGGCAUCUGAAUAAUGCUUACUUUGUUGUUUUCCCUAUAUAUCAAGAACGAACAGUCAACCCAAAGCUAGCACGGACAGGACGACGCAAACCGGUGGAAAUCAAAACGAGAAUCGAACGCGCUAUUUUUAGCAUCGGGGCUAGUUGCCGAUCGCGCGGUCGGGGCUCGGUGGAAACGUCCAACUUCCUGGAUCUCUGCAGCCUUGAAUAUGAUCUGACUCGCCAGGUUUAAAGUAGCAUGGAGAACCUUUUAUGAAUCCAUUUUUAUGGACCGUUAACACGGGUCUCCCCACAUGACACUCGACCGUGGCAGUGUAUCGCUGUAAUGGCAGUUCGAUUGGGCUCUGGAUGACACAAGGGGGAAGGACAGAUAUAUCUAUCUAUAUAUAAUAAGUUGUCAGGUUUUGUUUAAUUUAUGGUUUGGCUAUAUAACUGUUAAGGAAUUUGUAAAUGUGUGGUGACACGUGUCUAAAGCGUUCUGUUUUAUAGAAUGCAAACAGAUGUUUUGAAAAUUGAGCACUUUUUUCCAUGUUUUCCAUGAUUGUGUGCUUUUUAGUAGAAGAGGUGCAACACUUCGCUUCCCUUGUGUUCUUCGGAGCCCCGUGGUCGGGGGGAGUUUUUCUUUCUCCCAGCGCCACAGCCGUUUCUGAAGAUUACAGCCUAUUAGGAAAUUAUUUCAUCCGUUUUCCCUAACUUCUGUGAAGUUGCAUAUUUGGCUCUCCUGGUCGAGUUUGCAUAUUCGAGUCUCACCAUUAAACCGCUGCAUUGAAGUAUACCAGGGCAGUAGUUUCGACAACGCCGGGUCCCGCUGCGCUAAACGAUCGUGUUACAGUUUUGACACUCUGAAAAAAAAAUGUUAAAGGGACAGUUCAACCAAAAAGGGACAUUCUGUCUUGGAAAAAAAAAAACAGUUCCACUAAAAGCAAGUCAUUCCGGUUUAGAACAACUUGAAUGGAAAUGACACAAUUCUUAUUUUUGCCGUAUGAACUGUCCCUUUAAAUAAAAAUCCAGACAGAUGUUCAUUAUAGAUGAGCUAUUUAAUGUCUUUAGGUUUCCUUUUUAUAAACUCCAAAUUAGUUCGGAAUCAGAGACUAUUAUGAAUUUCUGCAGAAUAUUUAACGCGACUCAUGAAUCGAGGCCUGUCGAGUUGAUCCUCCAUCAGCCUGCUUUGACUUAAACGUGUUUUUACACGACGUAUUCAGUGACUGUUUCCGAAACGAGGCCCCGUAAACAAAGAGAACAAGAUUAUUUGAAGUCUGAAGUCUUCCUAUAGUGAUGACAUUCUUCACGUGUGACAUUUUGUUCUAGUCUCUUGAGACCGACUAUGAUAUACAGCUCCAAUUUUGGGUGCAACCUCUUAACGUGUAAUCUUUUGUGGUUUUUGUGCUAUAGCCGUGGUGAUAUAGUUGAUUUCUCUUAUUAUGAUGACUUGUAGUCACGGUCAUUAUUUGAUGUUCUUGCUCGUCAAAGAGCACAAGCAGCCUUUUCAAGCAGUCGUCGAGAUUGAAAUCGAGCUGUGCCGACACGCGGAGAUGACGUCGACCUUGCUGUUGAGGUUUUAAACGUAACGCGUGAUGUCCCAUCGCACUCGCUGAGCAAAUUCUCUAGAAUGUCGUCUUUUCUCCAUACUAAAUUGUUAACUCCUCCCUCUCCUCAAUGUGGAAAAUUAAUUCUUGUAGUGUUUUUAUUUCACGCUGUUGAGCAUCACAUGAACUAGUUAAGGCUUUGCCUGAUUUGAGAUGUGCUGUGUAGGGCCUAUGAUUUAGCUGAGCUUCUUGCUUUCCUUCUGGUGAAUCUGGCCUCUGAAUAAAUCUGGUAAGAAUGGUUCAAGGCUGCUUUGUAGCCCAGUAAUCAAAGUGAAAUUCCUAAAAGCAUGUCCAGGUCACAUUUCAGUAAGAAAUAUAUAGGAAAGAAAAUGUAUAGGACCAAUAAUGGUAAAGCACAUCUUUGUCUCCCAAAUUAAUUCUGAAUUCCUGUCACAUUAUCAUUACUUCAGUAUUUUAUAUAGUAUGCUUUACACAAAAAUUCUAUAAUGCAGUGAUUUAAAAAAAACUAAAUCUGUAUAAAGGUUGCAAGCAUUUUUCAAUUUGCAGUAAUUAAAAAAGUGAUUUUCAAGAAAAUGUCAAUGCAAAAUUCUAUAUUGCAGUCAUGUUUAAAAAAAAUCAGUGUAAAGGUUGCUAGCAUUUUUCAAAUUACAGUAAUAAAAAAAUUACCAAUUUAAAUACUGCAUUGACAUUUUUAUAAAAAUGGAAAUUUCUUGAUUUCAUCCCUGCUGGAAAAAAACAAACAAACAGCUAAACAACCUAAGCUGGUUGGCUGUUUUUAGCUGGCCAUCCAGCCUGGUCUUAGUUGGUCAUAGCUGGUCAGCAGGCUGGUUUUAGAGGGUUUUUAGCCACUUCCUUCAGUAGUCCCUCACUGCAGAACACAAGAUCCAGGGGGUAAGGUAGGUUUAGGGAAAUGUAAGGUGUGAGGAGUUGGAUCUGGAUCCAGCCCUGCCCUCUAGAUCUUGUGUUCUGAAGUGAAGACCAUCUUAUUUCCUUAGCGGGUCAGGCUGAGAGACCAACUGAAACAACACAACCAGCUAAAACCAGCUUGACCAGCCUGGCCAGGCUAGGAGACCAGCUACUUCUAGCUUAAACCAGCCUUUCAGACGGAGCUUAAGACCAGCCUUUUUUUUUUUUUUUUUU